GGGGCGCCUGGCGAACUUGCGUCAGAGGUGAACGGACCAGUGCGAAGUCCGUCCGGCGGCAGGGCUGUAUCCAGACGCCUGCUGGUGCUGCUCCGGGAACAACUGAAGGGCGGAAUGCUGCGGGUGCUGCUGCUGGCGCUGGCGGUGCUGUCUGCGGACGGCUUCAGCACCGCCGAUGUGCCCACUCCGAGGUUCACAUUCCAGCCGGGAGCUAUCCACGUCACCAUUCCCAGUUCGCCGGGCAUGAGUCUGGCUGCCAUCCACCUGACAGUGGGUGAGCCCGUGCACGGCACCAGGCCCGGAAAAUACAACAAGGAUCUGGCCAGGGACGGCGACGUCUUCCGCGGAACGGUGCACUUCCAAUGGCAGACGGGUGACGUCAUCUACUACUGGGUCUACGUUGUUGUGGACGGCCUGGGGUAUCAGCGCCUGGAGCAGUCUCACACAAUUCGCGCCGGCGGUGCGGGCACCACCAGAGCACCGAGCCGAGGCCCGUUCCAGGUCCCCACUCCCUCGUUUCACUUCACUCCCUUCACCAUCACUGUUGCGGUACCAGCGCUGCCGGGCGUCUCGCUGGCGGCCAUCCACAUGAACCUGGAUGAGCCUCUUCGCGGCACGAACGCCGGCAAAUAUAAUAAGGACAUGGAUAAGUCCGGUGACGUGUUCGUCACCAUGAUCCACGCGCCGUGGGAGCAGGCUAGCACCAUCUACUACUGGGUGUACGUCAUCUUUAACGGCCUCGGGCAUCACAAGUUGGAGCAGCGGUUUGACAUUAGCCCAGGUAUGUCCGUGCCACCGACGAGGCCACCUGGCGGAACCACUAGACCGCCGUCCAGCCUGCUACCGAGCGAGUGUGGAAUUCGCUUCCUGGACUCUUUCCUGGCGCCUGCUAUGUUUGGGGACCUUCGGGUGGCCAAUGCAUCUGAGGUUAAUCACGGUGAUUACCCCUGGCAGGCACAGAUACAGAAGCUGAGUGGGCCGAGAUACGCUCACCACUGUGGAGGCAUCAUCAUAUCGGACCGCCACAUCCUCACGGCAGCACACUGCAUGACGCUUCCUGUCAGCCAGCUUCAGGUGGUGGUGGGCCAGCAUGACAUCAGGACUACUAACGAUGUCGGGCAACAAACAUUCAGCAUCAAGUCUCUGGCACGGCACGCAGACUAUGCUUCAGACCCGCUGCGUGGUCACGUGAACGACAUCGCAGUAAUUCUGCUGAAUACGGAGCGCAGAGGAAGAGGCAUCCAGUUUGAUGCCGGUGAUGCCCGUUAUGCCUACGUGAGCCCGAUGUGCCUGCCAUCUGGCGAGGACACGCUGGACGAGCACACCGACUGCCUCGUGUCUGGGUGGGGCCAGACCAACGGCGAUCCGUCGCCUCCGGUGCUGCACGGCGGCAGUCUGACCUACAUCUCGCCGAGCUACUGCCGCUCUGAAGAGGUGUGGGGCGAUCAGUUCGACGACAAUGUCCACCUCUGCGCCGGCAACGUUGAUGGCGGUGUGGACGCGUGCGGCGGCGACUCGGGCGGCCCGCUGGCCUGCCGCAACGGCCACGGCCCCUGGAUCGCCACCGGCAUUGUGUCCUGGGGCUCAGACCAGUGCGGCCAGCCUCGCUACGUUGGCGUCUACACGCGCGUUUCCUCCUUCGUCGACUGGAUCGUCAACACCAUCGAGAAUGUUCUGCCCAACAUCUCAUAAGCCGCGGCGGACAUGGACGCCUUGUACAAAAGGCUCUGCGCAUCAGUGGCACCGGCAAUGCGUAGAAGCUUUUCCUACACUGACUUUUUAUGCAGGGUUUCUGCACAGGGGUGCCAGCCCGUGUGCAGGGGUAGUAGCCGAGCCUGCACAAAGGUCUCGACCUGAUCGAUAAAGUCGGCGACAAAAAGCAUAAUUUUGACGCGACGCUUGGCGGCAAUACAAGCUUGGUGGCCUCAUUGCCGUUUUCUGUCAUAUGACGUUGUGUUACCCUGCUGGCAACAAUUUUGUCAGCAGGAAUUCGAACGGCGACAAAAAAUGCACUUGCCAUCCCAGUUUCUGCAUGCUGAACGUGCAAUAGGAGCUCAUGAUGCGUGUGAUGUGUAUGAUGUGCAUGUACACUGCGGGGGGUUGUGAACAUUACCCCCAUCAACCAUUGGAUCCCACCCUUUGGCCGCUAUGUGAUGUCUGCCGGGGGGCUUACGCGCGGCUUAAAAAUGGUACGGGCGGAAAAGCCGUAGUGCAAUUGUGAUACCAAGCAAAUUCAGCGUUGUCGUACGCGCCCUUAAGACGAGAUGUCAUAUUCAGAAAAGAAUCGGGCUUAUACGGCAUGUAUGAAAUGUAAUUAUCACUGUUUUGUAGCUGCUGCCAGGGGAGCAAGGCUAUAAUUAUUCCGUUGAAUAAAGGAUAGCAUGCCUCUUUGGA
This is a messenger RNA of Pollicipes pollicipes, 2394 nucleotides long. RefSeq names its product transmembrane protease serine 11D. Gene Ontology annotation, biological process: proteolysis. The record is from RefSeq and is a predicted model, not a curated record. Gene Ontology annotation, molecular function: serine-type endopeptidase activity; carbohydrate binding. Bases 115 to 1692 code for a protein of 525 amino acids. Lineage: Eukaryota; Metazoa; Arthropoda; Thecostraca; Pollicipedomorpha; Pollicipedidae. The transcript is spliced from 11 exons.